Molecule: messenger RNA, 1281 nt
Organism: Geodia barretti
Lineage: Eukaryota; Metazoa; Porifera; Demospongiae; Tetractinellida; Geodiidae
Source: the annotation of a GenBank genome assembly
GAUCCUGAUAAUGGCAAUCUCAACCUCAGUGGAAACUCUCUUGGAGAUACAGCAGAGUACACAUGUAACACUGGCUACAAUCUGAUGGGAGAGUCAAUAUUAACAUGUGGUGCCGACAGCCAGUGGAGUGGGAACCCUCCUGUAUGCGAGCGCUCACUGACUACACCUGACUUAUUUGAACACAGUUGUCCAGUGUCCUGAUCUCAGUAGUCCCAUGAGUGGCUCACUGCUAAUAUCUGGAACUGGUGCUGGUGUUUACCAGGAGACUGCAACAUAUGCAUGCGAAACUGGUUUCAAUCUGGUUGGCAUGUCGAUGCGUGUUUGUCAAAGUGAUGGCACAUGGAGUGGAUCUGACCCUACAUGCCAGAUUAUUCUAACAUCGCCUUAUUUUCCACUCAGUGGUUAUGUGUCCCACUCUCAAUGAUCCUGAUAAUGGCAAUCUCAACCUCAGUGGAAACUCUCUUGGAGAUACAGCAGUGUACACAUGUAACACUGGCUACAAUCUGAUGGGAGAGUCAAUAUUAACAUGUGGUGCCGACAGCCAGUGGAGUGGGAACCCUCCUGUAUGCGAGCUUGUCCCAGUGUCCUGAUCUCAGUAGUCCCAUGAGUGGCUCACUGCUAAUAUCUGGAACUGGUGCUGGUGUUUACCAGGAGACUGCAACAUAUGCAUGCGAAACUGGUUUCAAUCUGGUUGGCAUGUCAGAGCGUGUUUGUCAAAGUGAUGGCACAUGGAGUGGAUCUGACCCUACAUGCCAGAUGGUUAUGUGUCCCACUCUCAAUGAUCCUGAUAAUGGCAAUCUCAACCUCAGUGGAAACUCUCUUGGAGAUACAGCAGAGUACACAUGUAACACUGGCUACAAUCUGAUGGGAGAGUCAAUAUUGACGUGUGGUGCCGACAGCCAGUGGAGUGGCACCCCUCCUGUAUGCGAGGUUGUCCAGUGUCCUGAUCUCAGUAGUCCCAUGAGUGGCUCACUGCUAAUAUCUGGAACUGGUGUGGUGUUUACCAGGAGACUGCAACAUAUGCAUGCGAAACUGGUUUCAAUCUGGUUGGCAUGUCAGAGCGUGUUUGUCAAAGUGAUGGCACAUGGAGUGGAUCUGACCCUACAUGCCAGAUGGUUAUGUGUCCCACUCUCAAUGAUCCUGAUAAUGGCAAUCUCAACCUCAGUGGAAACUCUCUUGGAGAUACAGCAGAGUACACAUGUAACACUGGCUACAAUCUGAUGGGAGAGUCAAUAUUGACGUGUGGUGCGACAGCCAGUGGAGUGGCAACCCUCCUGUAUG